Messenger RNA from Salmo salar (Atlantic salmon), 5335 nucleotides. The record is from RefSeq and is a predicted model, not a curated record. NCBI's taxonomy places the organism in Eukaryota, Metazoa, Chordata, Actinopteri, Salmoniformes, Salmonidae.
CUGCUCCACACACACACCCUCACACACACACAGAGCACAGAAGACGGAAGAAGCUGAAUCAGAAACGUCCCCCCUUUCACACACACACUCGCAUGUGUAUAUGGAUAUGUGGCAUUCCUAGACAUCCUCUCUAUCGCUACCUCUCUCUCUCUCCUUUACUUUACCUUUGGUUGUGCUCUCUCCCUCCCUCUUUCCCUCUUCCCUUCUCCUUCUCUAGUUUUCCUUCUGCUCUGCCUGUCACUGGCAGUUGUCUGAGAGAGUGUGUGUUGAAGAAAGCAGAAGAGAAGAGGUGCAGGACGGGUCAGGAUGCUGUGGACUCUGCAGAUGUAUGCAUCUACAGGUUUCCCUCAGGGCUGACUGAAGACAAGACAAAAACACUCAAGGCACCAGGAUCCUAACACACAGCUUGUCUAUUUUUUUGCAUCUCCUUUGGUUCUCAAUCAGUCCAUCAGUUGUUCAUCUUUGUCCUCCUUUUUGGUGCUUUUCCACGGGUGCUAUUUUGGAAGCCACCCAGAAGAGAAAAUGAGGUCCAGGUUGCCUCAAGCCGCUUUGCAGCCCUUUGUUCUAGGACUGUUGCUGUCACUGGUGGACACCAAAGGAACCUUCUAUGGAACAGGCCAUGGGAACCCGUUCUAUGGAGGAGGCCAUGGCAACAGAUACAACCUGUACAAGUCUGGAGUCAACUCACACUACACCCCGGGCAAACCCAUGGGCCGCCACAAAAACCACUGUGCGUAUGUGAUCCAGAAGAACAUCACGUGUACGAUGGAGGACGGCAUGGCCACCUAUGUGAAGGCAGAGUACACCACCAAGUGCAUCUGGGGGCAGAAGUGUCCUGUCGUCAUGUACCGGACCUUCUACAAGCCUAAGUAUAAGGUGGGCUAUAAGAGAAUUACUGAGCUGGAGUGGAGGUGUUGUCCUGGCUACUCUGGGGAGAACUGCUACGAUGGACCCACCUCUCUGCCCCCUUUCAAAGGAGGUGCCCCACACCGAGCAGGGAUCAAGGGGUACCCACAUGGGCACCCCCAACCUCCCCUGAACCACAAACCUGUCCCUGGUGGGGCUAAUCUGGAGCCAGGGAGCCCCUUCCCAAGUCAGCCUGAUAGCAGACCCAUCCCCACUGGACAACUGCCCACCGGGAAUGGCAAACCCAACUAUGGUAAUAAAGUUGGUGGAGACCGUCUAGAUCGUUUGGAGGAGGACCUGCUUCGUCUGACCCAGGAUCUGGACAUUCUGAACGGGGUGAUGGCCGGCCUAGAAGACCGCCUGCGCCUCUCUCUCCGGGAGGACACAAAAAAUAUGCUGGGCUCCCUGCUCUCCACCGUCCCCCGUCUUUCAGACUCCUCUGUUGGCUUUGGGGUGAUCCCAGACGGGAUCCCAGAUGGCCUGGAGGGGGGAGAGGGAUUCCCUGGGUUUGGAGACCUGGCUGGGAGGGUGACAGAGGUGAAGGAUGAGCUCAAAGCUAAAGGACAUGUGCUUGAGGAGAUACAGGGCAUGGUUCUGGGCCAUGAAGGGCAUCUGAAAAAGCUGUUGGAAGCUGCGACUGGCAGGCCCAUCACUGGGUCAGUCUCUCCCUCCAUCCUGGAGGAGCUGCUGGAUGCUAAACUAGCAGGUGUCCGCGCUGACAUCCUGGACGGCUUCGAGAGGCGUCUGUCUGGCCUGGAGAACCACUGUGAGGAGAGGAUAGGAGAGGUCCAGAGACAGUGCCAUAAUGAACACAUGAACGGCCAGGAGCACAUACAGCAGUCUCUGGAUGGCAGAGAAACUGGACUGAGAGAGGAGCUGGGUACUCUGCAGGCACAGAUACAGGGACUCACCCUCACUGAGAGCUGCUGUGGACAGCAGGUGAACAGCCUGUCGCAGAGGAUGUUGAUGCUGGAGGAGUCAGUGAAGGGGUUAACAGAGUCCCAGCGGGAGCUUCAGGCUGCUCUCACUGACCAGACCAUCCACAUUGAGACCCUGAUAGAGGCCCGUCUGGAAGACAUAGAUGCCAGGCUCAAUGUCACCGAGUCUGGGCACGUAGGGGUUGGCAAGGUGCCUGGGGGUCUGGACGGCUUCAAGACCUUGUUGAAGGACAAGCUGAAGUCCCUGGAGGAGAGGGUGUUUGUGGCUUUGGAGGAGCUGAGUAACGCCACCGCCCCAGCUCUGCUGGAGGGUCAGGUGAUGCCCGCCCUGGAGACAGAGAUUGAGUCGGUCAGGAGGAGGGUGGAAGGAGACCUGGACUGCAUCCAGAGGAAACUCACAGACCUGGAGCUCCUCUGCACCACCUCCUGCUCCCACGCCACUCCCCCUGGAGGAGGCGCACGGACAGGCCUAGUGGAGGAGUGUGAGGCGGUGGAGAAGAAGGUGUCAGGCCGUCUGGACUCCCAUGCUGACCAGCUCGACCGACUCAAUACCACCCUGCAGACCCUACUGAACCGCAUUGCCCAGGAGGACGAGGAAGGCUCUGUCCAGGGAGAGAUCACCCUCCUCAAGAUCAACGUCAACUCAGUCAACCGCACCCUGAAGGGCCUGAGGGACUCUGUUAGCCUGUUCACUAAGGAAGUGGGCCAUGCUAACGCCACGUGGACACACAGGGAGAAUCAGCUAGCCACCCAGGUCCAGGGUAUCACCCAGCUGGUGGGGCGCCAGGCCUACCUCCUGGGGGCCGGGGAGAACCGACUAGCCCAGCUGAAGGGGGAGCUGGUGAGCCUGAGGAGGAGACUGGCUGGGGAGCUGCAGGGCUGCCGGAGUACGGCCCUGGGGGUGCAGAGGGAGGUAAAGGAGGUGGAUAGUCGAGUGGCCCAGGUGGAGGGACAGUGUGGUAGCCUGGGGGAGCUGGCGGACAACCUGGAGAGGAUCAGGACAGAGCUGGAGAGACACUCAGACUCGCACCUGUCACAGGUCAAAGGAACGAUGGCCAGUCACUCUACACAGCUGGCCGAACUGAAGGGAGAAAUGAAAGACUGUGUCGGAAAGGGCUCAGCCAAUCAGAGGGGAGACCAGUAACACUUGAGCUACGGAGAACGACGUGUGUAUGUCCUCUCAUCUUCUGCUCUCCUUCAUCUGCUCAAAUGGGAAACUUGAGAACAGAUUUAUUUCACCUAUACUACAUUUUCAGAUCAGUGAAGGAGAGGAGAUGAGUAGAAUAGGCCAUUUGAAGCUAUUGAAAUGCACCCUUGGUUGUAUAGUUGGGCAAUAUUUUCCCUCAAGUUUUUCUUCUAAAGGGGCAUUUAGUUUUUUUCUUAUAGUUUUGUUUUCACAUUUUAUAUUGAUAUUAACUGACUUUUUAACUUAUAUGAAGAAAAGAUGACUGCAUUGUUAUACUGUAUUAGAAAUAUUUGUAAAAAAUGAAUAACAAAAACAAAGCAAAUGAUAUCCCACGUCAAUUCAAUGUCUAUUCCACAUUUGUUCAACGUAAUUUGAUUGAAAUGACGUGGAAACAACGUUGAUUCAACCAGUGCCCAGUGGGUUGGGACUAUGGGUUUCUACCCUGCAAGCACACUCUACUCUCUGUGUGGACUCUUCCUUUAAAAAUACUGUAUGUCAAUAUGAAAGGUGCUAUACAUUUUGUUAACAUUCAUUUUUUUGUAUUUCUCCAUAAAGGUUCCGAACAUCAUCAAAAUGACUGUAGCUUAUACAUUGAUAAAGUUUGAUCAUACAGUUACUGGUCCCUUCCACCGGUGUCAAACAGUUGGAUUCAGGAGGCAGGCCAGAUACUCCUUUCUCUGUCUCUGGACAGGCACAACCAAGGAUUUAGUUCCGGCUUUAUGCAACGUCACAUAAAGCAAGAAGUGUAAAACACCAACGGUAGCGUCUUAUCGUAUUAACAUAUUAUGUUCUGCCUUAAAACCACCAUCGCCUUGAUUUGGUUUUGUUAACAAACCAUAAGCUAGUAUCUAGCUCAAACAGAACGUACGACCACAGGUACUGAUAACCUUUCAUCUGUUGUGUGACUGUUAGCUAGCAAGCUACUUACUAGCACGUCGGAAAAAGCACACUAUGUUGUGACUGGAUGCAAUCGUGUAAAAUUAACCUUACGCUAUUUUCCGAAGAAUGAAGCCAUCAGAUAUCAGUGGCUGCUUUUAAUUUCGGGUGGACAGGCUGCAGCAAAAAUGAUGAUGAUAAUGGCACGCGCGUGCACAUUUAGAGUGAAGUUGCUUCACCAAUUGAGGAGAACAUUCGAUGAGUCUAGUCCUGAAAACGGAUGCUGUAUCAUCAUUGACAGUGGAUCUUUUGAUGUGUCUGACACGGUAGCCAACAUUUUUGGGGGAUCAUAGGGCUAACGUCAAAUAAUGCAACUGUGGCUGUUUUGACUUGUAAACAGUAUAUUUUCAUAACACAGCUGAGUCACUACAGUAUAUGGUUUUUAUCUUUCAUCCCUAAGCCCCCUACAUUUAGUCUUAGAACACACAGCUGGCCAGAAGGAAUGUUGUCCACAAAAGGAAUUUGAUAUUUAGCCAUUUCAUUGUGCGGUUGUUGUCUUACAGUUGAUGUAUCUUGUGUCAUUGGGUCUAGUCAUGAUGAUUUGAGGGGGAGAAUUAUAGUUAUUCAUUUCAAAUCUGCAUCAAUUUAGCAAUUCACACACACUAAAAUUAAAAAUACAAACAUUGAAAAGUUUCACAAAAACUGCACAACCAAAUAUUGCAUAUUUCAAAUAAAAAACACCAGAAAACACAUUGUAGAAUGAGUAGAUUGCUACAUUCACGAAUUGAUAGAAUCAUAAAAUACAAUUAAAUUCACUACCCAUUUAACAAACAUUUCCCUUUUGAAAAACAUUACAGGCUACGUAGACGGGCUCCUGGAUCUACUCUUCAAUGAGAUCACCUUUGAUCCAGCUCCAUAGGUGAGGAAGCCGUGCGAGCAGGACACCUAUCUGCCCAGUGUGAGCUGUUGUCUCCCGCUUCAACCUUUAGGGUGACUGAAGACAAGUGGGUGACUGAAGCCUGCUUGAUUAAAGUGGGGUACAUGGGUUCCUCUCCCCUCCCCAUCAAUCUCUGUAGUUGUAUUUCCUGAAUCAUAAGUAAUUAACUUUCACGUGAUAUCACAUGUUGUUAUAAAAUUGUUUUAAAAAGCAUUCGGACAGGAGAUGAGUGUUACAAAUUACACAAAUCAAUGGGUCCUGCACACUGUAGGGUGGCCGGGUGCCUAUAUCAGGCGUAUGGCUCUAAUUAUGUAUCUUAUGUCAAAUUAUGUCUCACCAUUAUUUCUCAUGCGUGUUCUUGUCGAUCUUUUUGCUAUGGUGGCCUAUCAUAAAUGUCUGAUCAUUAAUGUCUGAUCAUUGCAUACAAUCCUGACCAUAUUGUCAAAUCUAAUGCUAAUACAGAGUUACCAAUAAAUUGUCCAGUACACUUAU